Messenger RNA from Petromyzon marinus (sea lamprey), 3137 nucleotides. The record is from RefSeq and is a predicted model, not a curated record. NCBI's taxonomy places the organism in Eukaryota, Metazoa, Chordata, Hyperoartia, Petromyzontiformes, Petromyzontidae.
AUGGCCUGUAUGAAGGUCCUGCUGGACCGCAUGUUGCGCACGGGGUACAACAUCGUCCAGGAGAACGGACAGAGGAAGAUCGGACCACCGCCCGACUGGCAGGGGCCCCCUCCCGCCCGUGGCUACGAGGUGUUUCUGGGGAGGAUCCCGCGCGACCUCUACGAGGAUGAGCUGGUGCCCGUGCUGGAGACGGUGGGGAAGCUCUACCAGCUCCGCCUCAUGAUGGAGAUUAGCGGAGAGAACCGCGGCUAUGCGUUCGCUACCUACGCGACGCUCGUCGAAGCCACGGAUGCCGUCAAGAAACUCAACAAAUUAGAGAUCCGUCCCGGACACCGCAUUGGAGUCCACUUUAGCGUGGACAAUCGCCGCCUCUUCAUUGGGGGGCUGCCAGAGGACAAGAAGCGAGCGGAGGUGAUGAUGGCGAUGAGCGGUGCCACGGAGGGCGUGGUGGACGUCAAGAUGAGCGUCUGUCGCUGGGACAAAACUCUCAACCGAGGCUACGCGUUCAUCGAGUACGGGAGCCAUCGCGCGGCCGCCAUGGCCAGGAAGAAGCUCCUUCGAAUCACCUUGCAGCUAUGGGGCCGGACCAUCAAGGUGGACUGGGCCAUCUCGGAGCGGGUGGCUGCGGCCGCGGCGGUGGAGAUGGAGGCGGCCGUGCCAGACCUGCUGCAGCCGGAGUGCACGGGCACCGGCAAAGCCGCACAAAGCCAAUUUGGGGGCUGGGGGGCACGCAUGCAGCUGUGGUGGGUACCUCUCCACCUGCGGCCCAUGCCCAUUGCUCUCGAGGCACUGCCGGAGGCGGCCAUGCUGUCGUGGGAGGUGCGGCUGCGGAUGCUGUGCCAGACCGCCGGCGUCAGCUACCCAAUCUUCGAGCUGCACGCUUACUCGGAGCCCGGGAUACCCGUGGGCCUCCUCUAUAAGAUGUCGAUUCCUGGGGUGGGAGGAGGCGCCGGCAUCUUCCCCGAAUUUCUGAGCUCCAGCGAGGAGGGAGCACGGGAAGUGGCGUGUCAGCUUGCCUACAACAUCUUCAACAAUGCGAAUCCCCCGCCUCCGGCCACGCCCUCUCGUGGAACCUUUCGAGCAGUGGCGGCGCUGCUGCAGUAUGUGGAGUUCAUCCAGGGCGUGGUGCUCGCCCCGGCCUCCGUGCGCGUCUCCUUCUGCGGCAGUGAGCGCACCGCCAUGAUCGACGGCACAACGGCCGCCAACCUGGAGCUGCUGCGCAACUCCCACGACCCCCGGAGCUCCCACUCGCUAUUCGGGGUGCUCAACUACACGAGGACGCGUGGAGGAGCGCGCCGGCUCAGAGCCAACAUCCACGAGCCGCUGGUGGACGAAGAGACGCUCAGAGGCCGUCUCGACUGUGUGGAUGAGCUGAUGCAGGAAGACAACUUCUAUAGAGUGCAGGCCGCUAUCAGUCAGUUUCUGGAUGUAGACCACCUGCUCUCAAUGCUGAUUCAAAUCCCUAAGACAGAGACGUUGAGAACUGCUGAGUCUAAGAUCAACUACGCCAUCCACCUCAAGCAUGUCCUGGAGUUGGUGUCUCCACUGCAGCGAGCGCUCAGCCCCUGCAAGACUCCACUGCUGACAGCCUACCAGAGCUCCCUGUUGGACUGCAGGUUCCCUGCGAUCCUGGGCAAGCUGCGCACGGUGCUGACCGACGAUUUGCCCUUCCGCAAGGGCAACCUCCUCUCGGCCAGGACACGGCGCUGCCACGUCGUGCGCCCCGGCCUCAACGGCUUCCUGGACCUCGCUCGGCGCAUCCUCUCCGAGGCUGUCGGAGACAUCGAAGAGAUCAUCAAACAGCUCUCCGAGAUUCACAACCUGCCCAUGUCCAUGAGCUACAGCGCCCUGCGUGGCUUUUACAUCCAGACGUCCGCUCACUCCCUGCAGCCCGAACAGCGUCUGCCAGAGGUCUUCAUCAAGGUGAGCAAACGUGGGAACCUUCUCAGCUACACCACCAUGGACCUCAUGAGGCUGAACUGCCGCAGCCAGGAAGCCGUGGAGGAGAUCUACCUCAUGUCCAACGUGGUGUUGUCCAAGCUGUUUGCGGAGAUCCGGGAGGACAUAGUGUGUCUCUACAAGCUUGCUGACGCAGUGUCCAUGGUGGACAUGCUGCUGGCAUUCGCUCACCGCACCACGCUCACCAAGUCCGUCCGUCCGGAAUUCUCUGACACACUGGCCCUCAAGGGGGCUCGCCACCCCAUCCUGGAGCGGGUGCUGGGCUGGCCGCUGGUGCCUAACGACGUCUUCCUGUCGGACGCCUCCAACUUCCUCGUUGUCACGGGGCCCAACAACAGCGGCAAGUCCACGCUGCUGAGACAGGUGGCACUCUGCCAGGUGAUGGCACAGAUCGGUUGCUUCGUGCCAGCCGACUUUGCCUGCGUGAGGAUCGCUGAUCAGAUCUUCACUCGCAUCGGUGUGGACGACGAUAUCCAGCCACUCUCCUCCACCUUCACCAUCGAGAUGAGAGAGGUGAACUACAUAGUUCGCACAGCCACCGACCGCUCUCUGGUGAUCAUCGACGAGCUCGGGAGGGGCACCGGGGUCCACGAGGCCCUGGGGAUCUGUCACUCGGUCUGUGAGUGUCUCCUGCAGCGCAAGACGUUCACCAUCUUCGCCACCCACCACCUGGAGCUGAGUCACCUCUCCACCCUCUACCCCAACGUCUCCAACAGCCACUUCCUGGUGGAGUCGCGCAAUCAGCAACAGCAGCUGCAGCAGCAUCGUGACGGUAAAGCCGCUGGUGCCGACGACUCGCGGACGGUGCCACGUGUGACGUGCACGUACAAGCUGGUGCAGGGGCACACGCCGGACACGCACUACGGUCUGGAGAUGGCCACGCUGUCAUCGCUGCCGCCCUCCCUGCUGCGCGACGCCACGGGGCUGCUGGCGCGGAUCGGCGGCAAGAGCUGGAUGGAGCGUCAGGCCGACUCCGCGCCCGUGCUGCGCCGAGCGGCCGUCCACCGCCUCGCGACGCGGCUGGGCCAGGCGGCGCGACACUCGCGGCUGGACGGAGCCAGCCUGGCCACGUACCUGGGGUCGCUGAGACAGCGGUACCUCGACGAGCUGGAGCACAUCGCUGACGCCACCGCUAACACCCACUGAACAACACCACCACGAACACCACCACCGCUAAC